This is a messenger RNA of Condylostylus longicornis, 2346 nucleotides long. It is a transcript of the gene GCC88, whose product is annotated as GRIP and coiled-coil domain-containing protein 1. The transcript is spliced from 4 exons. Lineage: Eukaryota; Metazoa; Arthropoda; Insecta; Diptera; Dolichopodidae. The record is from RefSeq and is a predicted model, not a curated record. The coding region runs from base 91 to 2214 and encodes 707 amino acids. Gene Ontology annotation, cellular component: Golgi apparatus.
UUGGCCAAAAUAAAAAGUUGUUUUGGAAAAAAUGUUACACUAAAUUUUAAAUAAAAUUGAACAAUAAAAGUAAAUUAAUAAUGUUUUACGAUGGAUAAAAGCAAAGCAGAACUUGAAUCACUAGUUAAAUCUCAAAAAGAACAAUUAUCACGAUAUGAAGCCAGAUUAAAAGAUGUUGUAACGGCUUAUAAAGGCCUUUUAAAAGAAAAAGAAGCCUUAGAAUUAAGCCUUUCUGCAUUAAAUAAAGCUAAAGAAUCUCCUGCAUUCGAUAAUAAUGAAGCUGCCGACAACAUAUCUGUUUCAAGUGACACAUCAACUGAAAAUGCGCUAAAUAAAGGUGAAAAAUCAAAUUUGGAAAGUCCAUUGAGAAAGGUUUCGCAAGUGGAUUUGCAAAGUCAAAUUGCUACUUUAAUGCAUUCAUUAGCAACAUUAUCUGCUGAAAAAUCCCGGAUGGAAGCUUCUUUUCAAGCGGAUAAAAAGAAACUACGUUCAGAAUUGAGUAAAAAAGAUGAAUUAAAUUCAAGAUUGGAAGAAAAAGUUAAAGAGUUAGAGAAAAAGAUAAUUACAGAUAAAGAUAACAUGAAAUCAAAAAUAAUUGUUGAAAGACAUGAACGAGAAAAAGAAUCCAACGAUCAUAUGGUUAUGUUGAGAGAAUUACAAAAGUUAUUGAGUGAUGAACGACAUUUAAAAGAGAAUUUGGAAAUGCAACUUAAUAAUUUGAAAGCAGAAAUUUCAUCAAACUUCGGUUAUAAUUCCGGGAAUAAACUAAAAGAAUUAGCUAACGAGUUAAAACAAGCCAAAGAACAAUUGAAAAAAUACGAAGAAAAUGAUAUCGGACAAAAGUCAUUCCAAGAAAACACCAUUAUUAUGCAACAAUUACAAAAAGAAAUGCAGCAUUUAAAACAGCAACACGCCACUGCCAUUAAAGCUGAACAGAAAAGGGCUUUGUUGGCAGAAGAACAUUCCAAAAGAUUAUCAGCUUUACAUGAAGAUCGUGUAGCAAAUUUGGAAGCAAGAUUGGCAGAACUUUCUAAUACUGUUGGAACAUAUGAUCGCUUAAGACAACAGGAUCAGGAAAACAUUCAAAAAUUGAAGGAAAAAAUUUCCAAAUUUGGUACAAGUUCUAUAGACUCUACAGAUCAAGGACCUGACCCUUCGAUCUUACGAAAACGUGAUGCACAAUCGAUUUUCGAUGAAAUUAUGAAAUUGAAAAAAGUUCUUAUAAUAGAAAACGCAAAAUCCCAAAAUCCAGUUGAUUUGAACAAAAUUUUUAAUUCGGCAGGUAAUGAUCACUCACAGUGCCUUGAAGAUUAUCGUAAAAUUCGGGAAGAAUUAGAACAUUUUAAAGCAGAAAAUUCAACUUUGAUACAGGUUUCAAAUGGUCAGAAACAAAAUAUUAAAACUCUGCAGGAAAAAAUUACAGUUCUCAACCAAAAUAUUGAAGAACAGGAGAAUGAUUUAAAAUUACAGAAUGAACGACUGAUUCAGGCCGUCAAAACAGAAAAAUCGAAAUGGAAAAUAAGCUUGACGACCGCGGAAAACGAAUACCGUAGUAAAAUAAGUGAACUAGAGCAACAACUUCAAAAGCAAAGAGUUAGAUCGUUACAGCUACUGGAUGAAAAAGAAAAUGAAAUUAAAGCUUUAAAAACUUCAUUUGAAUUAAUUGUAAAACAAAGUUCUAGUUCAACUGAUUUUGAUCCAUAUGAAAGUUGUGGCGCAACUUCAACAACAUCAACAGCUGCUGCACAUGUUCAAAAUAUUUUGAGCUCUCAGUCUGCAGUUUCAGCUGCAACAGCAGCUAAUCCAAAUUUAAAUUUAGAAAAUUGUCACAUGCUUCAUUAUGCAAAUGAGAUAGCAAGAAAAGAUGUUGAAAUUGCAGGUUUGCGUAAAGCAAAAUAUUCUGCUGAAACCGCCUUGCGGCAAGCUUUGCAAGACAAAGUCACGACACAAGAAGAACUGCAUGAUAAAAUUUCUGCUUUAGAAAUUGAAGUAGAUAGAUUGGAAAGAUGUAAAACUCGAGAGGGUGCUAAUUUAGAAUAUUUGAAAAAUGUUUUUAUUAGUUUCUUAUCAACAUCCAGCCAAGAUGGCAAACGUCAUAUGAUCAAUGCUAUUUCGACUAUUUUGCAAUUUACGCCUGCCGAAUCUGAAGCUAUUAACUCCAUACUUUUUAACAAAAGAACUCAAAUUUCUAGACGCAUUAGCUUAAGUAAAUGACAAGGAAACACCACAAUACAAUUUGUCACACAUAUGCCAAGAGUAUUAUAACACUAAAAAUUUUAACAAAAAAUUGAAAAAAAUGGAAAAAAAUAAAGAAAUAUAAUAUAUACAUACGAUUGACGACAUAAC